Molecule: messenger RNA, 447 nt
Organism: Phytophthora infestans T30-4
Lineage: Eukaryota; Oomycota; Peronosporomycetes; Peronosporales; Peronosporaceae
Exons: 2
Coding region: 1-447 (148 amino acids)
Source: RefSeq, a predicted model, not a curated record
AUGUUCCAGUUCCACGCGUCUGAAAGCCCCAAGGUCGACGAAAAAGCGGCCGAUAUUGAACGCUAUCGUGCUCGUCACCGGCGCAUGUGUCGCGGUCAGCUACCGGACGCAACGCCCAGUCCGCAGAUCGAAGACUUGGACGUGGAGGACGGACGGACGCGCAAGAUCUCGGCCAAGUGGCGGCAACAGACGCAACCGCAGCAAGUUCCAGUGAGCAACCAGCUCCACGACGCGGAGAUGCACGUGGGCUUCAACGCCUUCGACUUCUCAGCGUCGCCCGAGGCUAGUCUGUGGGGACGAAGGUUUCCCGGUCACCAAGCGUCUGGACAUCCCGUCAAACAACUGCCCACACUAGGACAAGAGGCACUAUGGGGAGGUCGCGUGCACUACACGACACAAGACGCACAGCGCCAAGCUCUGUACUACCAGCCGCAAUAUUACGCAUAA